AUGCCGCGGCCAAUAGUGAGCCUGCAUGUAAGGGGUACAGACAAGCAUUUUGAGAUGGCGCUGAGGUCCCUGGACUGGCACAUGUUCCUCAUAAAUCGCCUCCGCCCUCAUGCGCCAGACCUCUGGCACGUGUGGCUCAACACCGAGACACAGGCCAACGUAGAUCAAGAAGUGGAACACACGUCGUGGACAUUCUUUUACUCGGCAAACACACGGCAGGAGGAGAAGACAGAGACGCUGCGGCAGUACGAGCGCGACUAG
Messenger RNA from Closterium sp. Yama58-4, 261 nucleotides. NCBI's taxonomy places the organism in Eukaryota, Viridiplantae, Streptophyta, Zygnematophyceae, Desmidiales, Closteriaceae. The record is from the annotation of a GenBank genome assembly.